Messenger RNA from Theobroma cacao (cacao), 1537 nucleotides. RefSeq lists its product as uncharacterized. Lineage: Eukaryota; Viridiplantae; Streptophyta; Magnoliopsida; Malvales; Malvaceae. The record is from RefSeq and is a predicted model, not a curated record.
AAAAAAAAAACCAUUUCUUGGUCUUGGUGUUGUUAUUGUAGUAUUUGGGUUUUGCACUUUCUUUGUUUUCCUUCUUUCUUUUAUUGGUCUCACAGCAAAAUCUGACCCCUCUUUUUUGAAAGAUCAUUUCCUUCUUCUCCUUGUUGUUUUUCUUUGUUUUUUGUUUGGUUUCUUCGGGCUCUUCUGUUUGGGUUUCUUUGUUCUUUUAUUUCUUCUCUGAGAGGAAGUGAAAGGAAAAUCUUAUCUUGCAUCGAUGAGGAUCAGGAAAAGACAGGUUCCGCUACCUUUCUCUUCUAUUUCACCAGUACCUCUUCCAUCAGAUCCCAACUUUAACCGGCCUCCGGUGGUGCAACUCCCGCUACAGCAGCAGCAGCCUCCUUUACCCACUCCUCGCUUUGAUCUUCGCCCGUCGUCUGAUCGUCCUAAUCACCCGAUCGGACAACUACAAACCCAAGGCCGUGAUUCAUCUGCUUUUCCUGCUGGAACAACAACACAUGGAGAAGACAACAACAACAACAAGAAGCCGAAGAAGAAAGAAGAUUACUUGGUUUUGAAGCAAGGAGGAGGAGGAGAAGAGGAGGAAAGGGGAGGAGAAGGGGAGAAGAGUAAUGAUACCAGGGAGAAAAGUGUUUUGGGUGCAGAACUAGGCUCUGGGUUUCCUCCACAAUCAAGUUCUUCUCAUCAAGCUCUUGGGAGAUGGGGUGAGGGAGAGAAGGCAUUUCCUUUGAAGAAGAGGAGAGGGAGCUUCGAAAGAAGAGGGAAUUACGAUGAUGAUACGAUAAUGGAGAAAGAUAAUAAUAAGAAGGUGACCAACAUCAACAAGAUGAAGACUAAGAUGAACAAAAAAUUUGUGCAGCAGCAAAACGAUAAUCAUGAACAAGAAGAGAAAGAGAUCAAAGACAGUACUGCUAGUGUUGAUAGUAAUCCUAGUAGUGCAAAAAAGAGAGGUAGAGGUGGUGCACUCAUGGAAGGGUCACGGUGCAGUCGAGUUAAUGGAAGGGGAUGGAGAUGUUGUCAACAAACCCUCGUUGGUUACUCUCUUUGUGAGCAUCAUUUGGGUAAAGGUAGGCUGAGGAGCAUGACCAGUGUUCGCAGCCGAUCUUUAGCUGGUAGUAAUGCUGCAAAGAAGGAGGAGCAGCAACCUAAUAAUGAUCAUCAUCAGCCAUUAUCGAACUCUUCACCAUCUCAACAAUUGCAAGCAAAGCAAACAAAGUGUGAAUUGCUUGGUGAAAGUGGUGAAAAUGGGAAUGAACAAGAGGAGGAUCAGAAACCAUUGAUGAUGACGAAGAAGAAAGUGAAGCUUGGGAUGGUUAAAGCUCGAUCAAUAAGCAGUUUGCUGGGCCAAAACGACAAUGCAAUUGCAGUAGCUGAUGAUAAUAACUAGCAGAGAGUGUAGAAAAGAAAAAAAAAAAAAUUAAGGUUUGAGGUUACAUUACUUAUAUUAUAAUACCUGGUGCAACUCUUUCCAGCUUCAUUUCUGUUUGAGAUUCUUGAUGAACGGAUGCUUGAUAAAGUGUUUUUAGUUAUCGUUUUCUUC